GGAAUCUUUUUCGGCGUGGCCGAAGAGAGGCCGCCCCUGCAGGAUGGAGCAGCGCAGCCCCCCGCGGGCGACUUCGCGACUGGCCAUGUCAGUUGCUUCGACGAUUACCCCAUCUGCCUGCACGCGUGCUUCUGCGCAUGUUGCCGCGCCGGGGAUACCUACCAGGCGGCUGGCAUCGAGCCGUACUGGACCGUGAUCGGCAUCUUCAUCAUCCUCGACCUCGACCUGAUCCCGUCGCUCAUCGUUGGCGCCGUCUUCCAGCAUUACCGCCGCAAGCUGCGGGUAGUGCUCGGCGGGAGCGAGGAGGGGGCGCCGAGCGUCGUCGUGGACUGCCUCAUGUACGCGAUCUGCACUCAGCGUGUCGUCGCGCAGGAAGCGCGCGAGCUCGACGCCGCCACCAGCGUCGAGGUCGAGUGCUGCUGCAAGCUGACUGCCGCGGCGGGUGCGCCCCUGGACGGCCGGCCCUUCGUCGGCCAGCCGCAGCCGCUCAUCGGCCAG
This is a messenger RNA of Prorocentrum cordatum, 498 nucleotides long. The record is from the annotation of a GenBank genome assembly. NCBI's taxonomy places the organism in Eukaryota, Dinophyceae, Prorocentrales, Prorocentraceae.